Molecule: messenger RNA, 1919 nt
Organism: Fomitopsis serialis
Lineage: Eukaryota; Fungi; Basidiomycota; Agaricomycetes; Polyporales; Fomitopsidaceae
Product: cytochrome P450
Exons: 11
Coding region: 334-1845 (503 amino acids)
Molecular function (GO): monooxygenase activity; oxidoreductase activity, acting on paired donors, with incorporation or reduction of molecular oxygen; iron ion binding
Source: RefSeq, a predicted model, not a curated record
GGGCCAGGCAUGCGAAGAGAGCUGAUACAUCUAUGAAGUAGUGGCCGAUAAACGUAUGUUCAGUACAAGCUCGGUGCUACCAGUGGCACGGAGCUCGCGAGCGCCCGGGUCAGGCCUUCCUACAUUUGUGCGGACGGUUCACCAGCUCACUCCAGAAAGCCCAAACUUGCCCGGAUGAGGAUAAAUAACUAAGGGUCUUCCAUGCAGAUUGGAGCGUGACUGCGGAAUAGGUGCGGGAACUUAUAUGUGAACUCCUGCCAUGCUUCGAAUUCCCACCGAUGGGCCGUGUAUUAGUCGACCGCGCUGGCAGUGCUUGGGCAGUGCGAGUAACGUAUGCUUGUAACCAUGGACGGCUCGCUGGUCGCCUCCCUCCUCGCUGGCCUCGUCGGCCUCUACGUCCUUGCGGACUAUGUCUGGCCCAGUAAACACAGCCUCGCCCAUAUUCCGACAGUGGGUGGUCCGUCCUUCCCGAUUUUGUCCUCCCUCGGUGCAUUUCGCUACCUAUUCCAUGCCCCGGAAGUGCUGGAGGAAGGUUAUGUCAAGCAUAAGGACGGUUUCUUCAAGCAUGCAGAGAUCGGCCGGAUGCGCUGGAAUGUCGUCGUUUGCUCUCCCGAGCACAUAGACGAGUUGCGCAAAGCGGCUGAUGACCAACUCUCAUUCCAAGAGGCAACAAACGAGUCGCUACAGGUGGAUUAUACGCUCGGCCCCAGUGUUCACCUCAACCCGUACCACAUCCCGAUCGUUCGCUCGAAUUUGACGCGCGCUCUGGGUGGGCUCUUCCCGGCGCUUCGUGACGAAAUCGACCACUCGUUCAAGACUGCAAUCCCUGACGCAGAAGAUUGGACCAAGGUCAAUGUGUACGGGUCGGUCAUGGAUAUCGUGUGCCGGACCAGCAACAGGCUAUUCGUUGGGCUUCCUCUGUGUCGCAACGAAGACUAUUGCGCACUCAACAAGAAGUUCACUAUCGACGUGUUUACAGGAGCCCGUAUCAUAAAUCUGUUCCCGAAUUUUCUCAAGCCGAUCGCAGGACGUCUAUUCACCAACGUCCCGAAGAGCAUCCGCCGCGGCGAGAAGCAUCUUGCCCCCAUCAUUGAGGAACGCUUCAAGCACGAGCAAGGUGACGAAUGGGAAGGCAAGCCGAAUGACAUGCUUCAAUGGCUCAUCGAUGCAGCCGAAGGCGAAGAGCGCAGUAUUCGCGCUCUGGUGCUGCGCAUGCUUACAGUGAACAUCGCCGCGAUCCAUACAUCCUCCAUCUCAUUCACUCAAGCCCUUUUGAUGCUCUCAGCGGAUCCGGGAUAUCUGCCUGCUCUGCGCGAAGAAGUCGAGGCAAUCGUGCGCGAAGAGGGCUGGACGAAGGGCGCCAUGAACAAGAUGCGUCGUGUGGACAGCUUCUUGAAAGAGACACAGCGUUUUCUGGGCCUGGGCGCAAAGUCCAUGGCACGGAAGGCACUGCAAGACUUCUACUUCUCGGACGGCACAUACAUUCCCGCUGGGACGAUCAUUUCCGCGCCUUCGCACAGUCUCCACCACGAUGGCCACUUCUACGACAACCCGGGUGUGUUUAACCCGUUCCGCUUCGCUCGCAUGCGGGACGACGACGGUGAAGGCACGAGGCACCAGAUGGUUGCGACGAGUACAGACUACGUCCCGUUCGGCCACGGGCGGCAUGCAUGCCCUGGCAGGUUCUUCGCCGCGAACGAGCUGAAAGCUAUGCUGGCGCACUUCGUCGUAACGUACGAUGUAAAGUCAGAACGCGCGAGCGACGCGCCUAUCGGACGCUGGUUCGGGGCGUCGCUGGUGCCUGACCGCAGUGCAGAGGUGCUGGUUCGCAAGCGACAGAACUGAGGGUGUACUCCUUCUGGGAUGCUCCGUCAUUUAUAUUGAUGGCUUUGAAUAGACGUGAACUUCUUCUGCCUGUG